AUGGCCGACGACACCAAGGGCGUUGGCGAGGGAUCCUCGUCCCCAUCGCUCGCAGCAACUCAGGCGAGCGACAGGAGUCAGAUCCUCGCCCAGGCGAAUCGAUUCUUGACCUCAGCCAACGUCUCAGAGUCUGCAUCCGACGAAGACAAACGCGAGUUCCUGCGUUCCAAGGGCCUGACCGAGGACGAGAUCUCGCGUGCCUUCCAGGAUGCCAAGUCUCCCGUCGAAGGUCUCGCCGCUCGUCAAAGCGGCGUACAGCCUUCCAACGCUGGUGAUCUGGACGCCUUUGAGAUUGCCGCCCGCCAAUUUGAUGAUCCGAUCAACGCAGACGCUAUUGCACCGCCGCCAAAGUCGUACCCGAACUCUCCUCUCGCUCUCUACUACGACUCUCCCGCAUCCCAAGGCAGCACCAUCGCCCAUUCCGAUCCGCACAAGCAGGGCGGCAACGCUGCCUCGCCUCUCACACGCUACCAGGUGCUGCUCCAGUUCUUCCGCACGCUCAGCUACAUGAUGAUGCUCGGAGGCGGCCUCACGGCGAUCGUGGUCUCGGCGUACCGCGCCUACAUCUUGCCAAAGAUCACCGCCAUGUUCGACGCAAGGAGCAUCGUGCUGAAGCACCACAUCAUGCUGUUCGACAAGCUGAGGAGCAAUGUCGCCAGCCUCGCCACAUAUGUCCCCGUCCAGCGCGCGAGGAUCGGCGCCGACGAAGCUUCCACGAACGUGGCUUCUUCGCCGCUCAAGGGCGUGCUGAAGAAGGUUCACUUCCAUGACGAUGUCGACACUUCUGCCAAAGAGGGCGAGAAGGAAGGAGUCAAGUUGACGCAGCGCGCCAAGGAUGCCAAGGCUGGCAGCGAGAAGAUCGUCAUGCCCGGUACUGAUGUGGUCGUCGAUGCCAAGACGCCGCUGCUUGCAGAGGGCGCCAACGAGGCUGAUGACGACGCAGACGCAUUGGCUUCCGAAGAAGGUGAAGUGGAGCCAGCCAAGCUCGAGCCAAUCGAUGUGAUGGCAUCGAUCCGGGAGAGCAUGGCAAGUCUCGCGGCUGCACUGCGAGGUGACUUGGCCGGCAACCCUUCGGCAGCAUCCACGGGCGCAGCACCGAGUGUGUCGUCGUCCCCAUCGCGUGGUGCCAGGGUAGCGAGUGUGGCCGAUGCAGGAUCUGGAUCGGACGAGUGGGAAGACGAGGACACGGAGGCGGAUGGAUCGGAUGACGACGACGGGCUCGAAUUCGACCCGUACGGCGCGUACCAGAAGAAGCACAAGCAUACGCAGACAUCCGCAACGGCAAGCUCCGGCCCAGGCUCGGCGAGUCUGGCGGGCCUCAAGUCGACUCUGGCCAGUCUCAAUGCGGAUAUCUCGACACACGCGUUUGCGGCCACCUCGUCGAGCAGCUACUCUGGUGGAACCUUCCGUUUGGGUCCCGGGUCGAGUGGUGCGGAAAGCCCCAGGUCAGGAGAUUUGGGCCAGGUCAAGGCAGAGAUUCGCAGCCUCAAGGGGCUCUUGCUCAGCCGAAGGAACUUUCCGUCGUACGGUGCGCGGCCGCCUCCACUUCCCGCCGCUGCAGCUUCAUCUAUGGACGCGCGCACUUCUUCCACUGUCGUAUGA
This is a messenger RNA of Moesziomyces antarcticus, 1602 nucleotides long. RefSeq lists its product as uncharacterized. Bases 1 to 1602 code for a protein of 533 amino acids. The transcript has a single exon. Gene Ontology annotation, biological process: protein import into peroxisome matrix, docking. Gene Ontology annotation, cellular component: peroxisomal membrane; peroxisomal importomer complex. The record is from RefSeq and is a predicted model, not a curated record. Lineage: Eukaryota; Fungi; Basidiomycota; Ustilaginomycetes; Ustilaginales; Ustilaginaceae. Gene Ontology annotation, molecular function: signaling receptor binding.